CAAAAAAACCUCAAACCCGAAAAGAACAUAGCAGAAAAAACAGAGAGAAUCUCUCUGUAUAUCUCGAGACAGCUGCGUAUUCUGAAAACACAACACACACAUCAAAGACCAAACAAUUGACUACCAAACAAAAACAUUUUUUUUUUAUUUUCUUUUGCAAUAAUGGAAAUUCAUUUAAAACGACCCAUCAAAUUCAAAACUCAGAUCUCCAUAAAAGAAACAUCAUCAACGAUCACAACUCACAACCGUAGCCAUUGUCUAAUCAAAGUCAAUAUGUAAAAGCUUUUUUUUUUUUUUGAUAACCCCAAAGCUGAAAUCUCUUUCUGUUUUCUGUUUUCUGUUCACUUUUAUCGUCUUUUUUUUUUUUUCAAAUUGUAGUAUAGUUUUGUUUUCAUUUAUGGGUUCUUUGAAUCUUGGUUUUAAAUUUGUACUACAUUAAAGAAUUCAAAAUUAUGAUGUUUAUGGUUUUCUUGUAAGAAAUAAGUGAAAGGUGAUUCUUCUUUUUUAUAUUUUUUUCGGGGAAAAAAAAAUGUUGUGUGCUUGUUCCGGAGAGCAGUUCAAAACUGAGGAGGCGGCGGCGGCGGCGCCGCCACAUUCUCCGGCGGAAUCCCUGGCGACGAGGGAUUUCUCAGUAAGCGGCCUUUCUUCCACCAUUGAUUGGGAAUCCAAGCUGGAAGAUGCUCAAGUUGACGAAGCCGAGUCCACCUUGAAGGAGGCACUUUCUUUAAACUAUGAGGAAGCAAGAGCAUUGUUGGGGAGGCUUGAGUACCAAAAGGGUAAUUACGAUGCUGCCCUUCAAGUUUUUCAAGGGAUUGACAUCAAACUGUUGUCUCCGAGAAUGUCGAAAGCCAUUGCCGAAGGAACUCGCCCCCGAAAAUCACGGUCCAGGGGCAGAAAUGUAAAACUCUCUGCUUCAAUGUCACUUCAUUCAGUCAGCCUACUUCUUGAAGCAAUUCUGCUUAAAUCCAAAUCUUUAGCCGAGCUUGGUCGAAUUAAAGAAUCUGCGAAAGAGUGCAAGCUAAUAUUGGACACAGUCGAAUCAGCUCUGCCAAACGGCACGCACCAAAACAUCAACCAAGACACCAAAUUGCUUGAAACGUUCCACACUGCACUUGAACUGCUCCCCACGCUAUGGUUACACGCGGGUCACCUAGACGAAUCCGUCACAGCCUACCGAAGGGCUCUCCUCAAACCUUGGAACUUGCACCCGCAAAGGCUCGCCAAACUUCAAAAGGACUUAGCCUCCACACUCCUCUACUCCGGCAUCGGCAUCGAAGAAUCCAUCCUCCUAUUAUUCGUACUCAUGCACAAGAUUCUGCAUUGUGAAAUUGCGUGGGACCCACAAAUUAUGGAUCAUUUGACUUUCGCGCUCUCAAUUUCCGGGCAGUUCGAGUACUUGGCAAAUCACGUGGAGCAAGUUCUUCCGGGUGUGUAUAAUCGAGUCGAGAGAUGGUAUUUUCUCGCGCUUUGUUAUAGUGCUGCGGGUGACAAUCGAACGGCACUCAACCUUCUAAAGAAAGUGUCGGGAUUUUCGGAAAAUAAUAAAAAAACCCAUUUGCCCUCGUUCUUGCUCGGAGCAAAAUUAUGCUCUCAAGAUCCGAACGAAUGUAAAGAAGGGAUAAAUUUCGCGCAUAGAGUAAUUAAUGCUCCGUUGGGCAAAAACGAGCACCAUAUCGUUAGCCAAGCCCAUAAGUUUCUUGGAUUGUGCUAUGGAAACUUGGCGAGAAUUUCGGUUUCGGAUUUCGAGAGAGUUCGUUUACAUAGAGAGUCGAUUGACUCGUUGAACCGUACUUGUAAGGACCCGGAGAUUAUUUUUUGUUUAGGGAUGGAAAAUGCUGUGCAGAGGAAUUUGACUUUGGCGUUUGACCGAGCGAUGGUGUACUCGAAAACGAGCGGCGGGAGUUCGGUCAAGGUUUGGAAAUUAUUGGCUCUUAUUGCUUCGGCGGAGCAGAGAUUGAAAGAUGCCGAAGCUAUAGUUGAUGUUGCAUUGGAUGAAACGGGAAAUAUCGACCAGCUCGAGCUUUUGAGGUUGAAAGCGAUUGUUCAAAUCGCUCAAGAGCAACCGAAACGAGCCAUCGAGACUUAUAGGAUUUUGCUGUCACUAGUUCAGGGAAACACCAAUGAGGUAAUAGUAGGUGAGAGAAGAUUGGAGUUAGAAGCAUGGUUAGAUUUGGCCGGACUUUAUUCGGAGCACGAGUUAUGGGUCGAUUCGGAUAUUUGCAUUAAAAAAGCAAGGUCGAUUCAAUUUUACUCGCCUCGAAGUUGGCACACUACAGGUAGACUAUUUGAAGCCCAAGAGCAAUAUAAAGAAGCAAUAGUUGCCUUCUCGGUUUCUUUAUCGAUAGAUUCCGAUUACGUGCCGAGUAUAAUUUCGACCGCGGAGACAUUAAUGAAGAUGGGGAAUAAAAAGUCGAUUCCAAUUGCAAAGAGCUUUUUGAUGAACGCGGUUCGUUUGGAGCCGACGAAUCACGACGCUUGGUUUAAUUUAGGGAAGAUUUAUAAGAUUGAAGGAUUAUUUGAGCAAGCUGCGGAUUCGUUUCAAGCUGCUCAUGAGCUCAAGCUAUCUGCUCCCGUUCAAAGCUUUCAAUCGAGCUAAGUAAAUAAAUUAAAAAAACGAAGAAAAAACCAUGUAUUGAUUCGACAAACACGGUUGUUAACUUUUAUGAAUAUUGGGAAAUUUAACCGUGCUCGAUUUUUUUGUUAAUCGACUUUGUACAGAUGACUGUAAUUUUUUUUUUAAUGAAAACAUGCAAAUGAAGGGAAAGGAAUUUAGCUUAUUGUA
This is a messenger RNA of Erythranthe guttata (spotted monkey flower), 2782 nucleotides long. It is a transcript of the gene NPGR1, whose product is annotated as no pollen germination related 1. Gene Ontology annotation, molecular function: protein binding. NCBI's taxonomy places the organism in Eukaryota, Viridiplantae, Streptophyta, Magnoliopsida, Lamiales, Phrymaceae. The record is from RefSeq and is a predicted model, not a curated record.